This is a messenger RNA of Cooperia oncophora, 759 nucleotides long. Lineage: Eukaryota; Metazoa; Nematoda; Chromadorea; Rhabditida; Trichostrongylidae. The record is from the annotation of a GenBank genome assembly.
AUGAAUCCCGGCAUUCAAGUCGUCAAGCCAUGUAAAUGGGGCAGUGGUGCGGUAGACCAUCGCAUCUGCUCCCCAUGUCAGUCGGACUUGUCUCCAUAUGACUGGCUCUUUCUGCUGUUUAUGGCUAUACUUCCACUGCUUGUGCAUUGUUUCUGUGUGCAUUGGCAUACACCUAAAAACACUUCACGUGUGCACGAGUUGUGUGAGCAUCUAUGCUGCGUACUCGAAUGUAUAAUUGCAUCAGUUGCUGCUGUGCUUGUAUUUCCGCCGAGGCUUUCUUUCACGGUGUGGGGCUGUGCUCGAUCGAGUAUAAAAGAGUGGUAUCCGGAGUUAUACAAUCCUAUAAUCAAUCAUGUUAAACCGAUGCGGUGUUCCUAUGAAGUGGUAUUCCCUUUGUAUUCUCUGCCAUUCGUGUACUUGCUAUUUCUUUUGGUUUCUGUCUUGAGCUGCCGUUCAAUACUCUAUGUGUUUGUGUUGAAGAGGAAAAGAGAUGCAAAAGCAUUUUAUUAUGCUCUUCUUUCUAUUCCCAAAAUUGCCGUCAUACAUGCACUCUUGGCUGGUGUGCUUUAUCAGUCAUAUCCAUACAUCGUGAUGUUAUGGAGUUUGUGUGCAAAUGCUGUGCAUUUAGCUGCAGAGGGCAAAAUAUCGAUGAAGGAAAUUACAAAAGUGGUUUGCACCUCACCGAUGCACAUGGUGAUGCUCACAGUCAACAUGACCCUUUUGGCUUUCUCUCUGCUAGCUAUUUCGGCACAGAAGUAG